UUUCUGCUGUUGGACAUCUUUCGUGCCCUCCAUUCUUCCCUUCCUGCCUUCGUCACCGAUUUCCCUCGCAGGUUUGUCUUCCUCCUUCGUAAUAUCUUCUGCUCCUUCUGUCUACUCAUAAAUUUCAGUUUCGUUAUUUUGGAUUUUGGGUACGGUUUUCGGUCCGUCAUGAGUGGGCAGCGCAGAAAGCGUUACACUUUCAACUCAGAUGCAUCGUCCUCAUUAAACGUUUCUGGUCAUCAACGUAAGUGUCGCCGGUUAAUGCCCUUACUUCCUCUUGACUUGGCUUCGCCUUUACCUUCUUAUGACGACUGUGGCGAUUGUUCGUUGUUGUGUGAAUAUUGUGGUGCCUUUUUUUGGUUUGUUGAGCGGGUAAUUUCGUUAUCUCACGUUAAUCAUCCACGUUACACCCGAUGAUCUUUUAGGCAAAAUAUCAGAGCUUAUAACAGCAUGUUUGCAAUGACAUCCUUUGGGGCUGAAAUUGAUGAGGACAUUAACAGGGGUGGCGAUCCUUAUGUUUUCAAAGUCACCGGUCAGGUCUCACAUUGGAUAGGUUCUUUAUGUCCUGAAGAUAAAAAGCCCCCAAGGUUUUUACAGCUUUAUGUUGUUGACUCGGAACAUGAGGUUUCCAACAGAUUGUCAUCUUUUCAGGAUGGCUCAAAACAUCCCUUGGAUGGAAGGAUUGUGCAGUUGCUAAUGGAUACAUUGACCACUCAUAAUGAAUAUAUUCGUACUUUCAAAACUUCCCAAGAAAUAGCUGCCGAAAGUAGUCUAGACUCGUAUGCAGUUUGCCUUUUUAAUGAUGUUCCUCAUCGACGGUAUGGUCCACCCGCUCCCGGAAGUCUAGGUUGCAUUGUUUACGGUGAUGACACUAUUGCUAAUAAGUAUGAUAUCAUUAUAUAUUCCAAGUCUGGUGUUCCACAACAAGUCAGUAAGCUCCACCCGAGCUACAUGGCGCUACAAUACCCUUUACUUUUUCCUUAUGGUGAAGAUGGAUGGUCCCUGCGGUUGAAACUGUUAAAUGAAACAAGCUCCAAAGCCAGAAAUCUCACGGGGCGUCUUGACUAUUUCCAAAAUAACCAGGAUCGCCUCAGGUCAGAAUACAUCAGUGGGAUUUAUGACGCACUUUCCAGAGGGGACAACGAAAGUCGUUCCAUUGGGAAGCGGGUUCUGUUGCCGCCCUCCUUUGUUGGUGGACCCUGUUACAUGUAUAGCCAUUAUCAAGACGCGUCAUCCAUCUGCAGAGAGCAUGGAAAUCCACAGUACUUUAUAACCUUCACGUGCAAUGUCAACUGGCCUGAAAUUAGACGGUGAAAGCGUUGAUUACAUUUCUGAAGGAGGACAAAACUUUUGGGGACGUCACAGCCUAUUUGUAUACAAUCGAAUUCCAAAAGCGUGGUUUUCCCCACUGCCACACACUUUUAUGGAAUUAGGCUAUGCAUCUCCUGGAACAGAACUACACGUACGAAUCUUACGUUUCUGGACACCAGAAUACCGGACUUAUGAGACUUGGUUUUUGGCUGUCGACAAAUAUGGUGAUGCUAUUCAGAUUCUUGGACAACGAAAAGAUCAAAGAUAUGUGCAAUUUGUGUUCACUGUCUCAAAGUGCUAUGCAAUUUCUAAAUAUGGUUGCGGUGAAUCGGAUUCUUACCAAAAUUGGCUGGACAAACCAAUAUUGAUUGCUGUUGGUAUGGGUUCAUCUAUCAGAGAAAUUCUUGACACAAUCACCAUUCCCAAAUAUUGGUUCUAUUUUAUAUCGAAAAAUCAAAUACCCGACUAUGUCAACUUAUGUCCAGGAAUAUUUCUCAAAUUUGUGAACUACACCAAGAAAGACGGUCAACCAUUCACCCUUCUUAUCCUCUCAAACGAUUCUGGUGAAGAAAUUGCUAUCAGCUUAUGGAAAGAAUGCACAGACAUACCUGGAAGGUUCAAUCGUUCUGCUAUUGAAAAUGCAUGCAGUCCAGCUGUACUUGCUGUAACAAAUGUUAAAGUUACACCUAUUGCCGGUACACUGAGACUAGGAACAACAUGUGUGAGUCACGUAUACAUCAAUCCACCUAUCGGAGACAUAACCGCACUUAUCGAGAGACACAGAACAAAUCAAACUUCAAAAACCAUAUUUGGACCAACUAUAUCAUUGCACGACAUGAAUCAGAAAACCCAUUCCAAGCUUCUGGAAAAGACAUUCAUUGUCAAUACAUCUGUGAUGGGCUUCACGUUUACAGACACCUGGUAUCAGGUAAUCUGUCCUGAUUGCAAAACACCAACUUUCAAACAAGGAAAGAAUUGGUUCUGCCCAUCUGAUGGAAUACUUAAAUCUCCAAGUUCAAUAUUCAAACUUGUGGCAACAAUAGUUUACCAGACCGACUCUAUGAACGUCAUACUAUCCGACAAUGUUGCACAAAAGCUGUUAGGAGCACGGUCGGAUGAAUUGAUAACAGAAGACAAUCCUGAUCAUCGGAAAACAUUGCCAUUGCUAUCUGAGAAAAUUAAACGUUUACCAAUCAAAAUGGUGGUGCGUAUGACAAAAACAUCCACGCGACAACAUUCGCUUCAUGAUAACUGACGUUGAAGACAAUGUGGUUCAACAAUCUCUAGCUCUGACAAAACCUCCCACAAACAUUUCAUUACCCUCAUACCCAAUGGACAAGACAAGCACAUCAUCAUUGAAACAUGAACCUUCCAAAGUUAGAAGGGCUUUAACAUUUAAUGAGACAGAUGUAGAAGAAUCGAUGUCACAACCAAAACGUCAACGUCAUCCAUGACAACUCCUUUAUGACACCUUUUGUGUUUCCUAAUACUUACUAUGACUUCCAAACUCUAAUUGCUUUUGUAUAUCAAAUAUCCGUGUGUAAUAUCCGAACUAUAACAAGCAAAUCCUCUGCAUCUGUAGAAAUGUUAUGGAAGUUAAUGUGACUAUAAAAAAAA
Messenger RNA from Lactuca virosa, 2928 nucleotides. NCBI's taxonomy places the organism in Eukaryota, Viridiplantae, Streptophyta, Magnoliopsida, Asterales, Asteraceae. The record is from the annotation of a GenBank genome assembly.